Messenger RNA from Fusarium sp. VM40, 1329 nucleotides. The record is from the annotation of a GenBank genome assembly. Lineage: Eukaryota; Fungi; Ascomycota; Sordariomycetes; Hypocreales; Nectriaceae.
AUGACGCCCCCAGCCCUGAAUGAGCUACCUCCGGAGAUAAUAUUGGAUGUCAGCGACUGCCUUACAUCGGUCGACAUAAAGUCACUAAGCCUCGUCGACAAGACUAUCCGCCAGUACGUGGUACCACAACUGUUCAAGCAUGUCAAGGUUGAUUGCCCACUUCCACGAGAUCACGUCCUUCAAUCCGUGAUUGCGAAGUAUGGUACAUACGUUUCGAGGUUGCGUCUACAAGUGACCUUCUACCCUAAUCCUCCCAACUCGAGCUACGAUGGUACCAAAGUCGAUACCACACAUGCGAAAGAAAGAUGGUACUGGAAUGACUAUCCGCAGUCUGUCUGGGCUCGAAAUGCGGACGAUGUUCCUGUCAUGCACCAUCUCAUCGGACUACCCAAUUGCGCCAGUCUCACUGUCUUCACCGAUGGAGAAGAUGGCUUUGGGAUCCGUGGUGGGUGGAGUGAGAAUAGAGCUCUAGACAUGAGAUUUCAUGUUUUUGACGAGCCUGAAACCUACAAUCAGGUUAGGAGAGCCGAGGGAAAUUAUGCUUGGCGACAAGCUCAUGCCGAAAUGUGGCGCGACAUCGCCAGAUACUCUCAGGUAGAACGGGUCGAGCUCAUCAACUUCUUGCCGUGCAAGGCGUCAAGUUGGGUGCAACCAGAAUGGGCGGAGUUUCUAGGCAGGUUGGAAGCACUAUCCUUACACGCUUAUGGCUAUGAUUUGGGAUGUAUUGGGCAAGCAAACUCGACUGCAGGGUUCAACACAUUCUAUAGAGAAAUGCCGGUUUUUCUCUUCGCACAUACUAAACGGUUGGAACAUCUUGAAAUCGCAUCGCAUUAUGGUGGAUAUCUGGGCAGCGAUGCCUUGCGAUUUGCACCCUACACGCUGCCUCGUCUACGAAUCUUGCGUCUGAAAGAUGUAUGCAUCACAGCAAGUUUGAAAGAAUUCUUGGGUGAGCACUCUCCGAAUCUGGAGAGCCUACGUCUUGACGACUGUGCGUCGGCGGCCUACCCAGCCUCCAGCCCCGAAACUCCGAAUGACCCAAAUUGGGGAGACUUUUGGGAAGCUGUUCGAGAGGGCAGUCCUGUGCUGCGAGAGGUCAUCUGCGAGUACACCGAGAUCCGUCCACUGUCUGAUGGCUACAUCGAAGUCGAGGAUGACAGUUUGAUUGUCUGGUCUUACGUCGAAAUAGAGGCUCCAGACGGCUCCGUAUACGAUUGCCUCGAGGUAAUCGAAGAGAAACUGGCGGCAGGCGACGACAAUCGGGAGUAUAGGCUAUUGAUGGAGGAGCUAGCUAGGCGACAACAAUCCACCCGGCUCCAAUAUUUGCCCUAG